Trichogramma pretiosum is the source of this 10215-nucleotide messenger RNA. Its product is annotated as arginine-glutamic acid dipeptide repeats protein-like. Lineage: Eukaryota; Metazoa; Arthropoda; Insecta; Hymenoptera; Trichogrammatidae. The coding region runs from base 2782 to 8256 and encodes 1824 amino acids. The transcript has 10 exons. Gene Ontology annotation, molecular function: transcription corepressor activity. Gene Ontology annotation, cellular component: nucleus. The record is from RefSeq and is a predicted model, not a curated record.
GAGUCGUGCGAAAGAGCGAGAAAGGAAGGAGAAAAAAAUAGUGCAGUACCCACUGGCUGCUACCGUUGGCGAGCCUCGUCGUCGUCGUCGAGAGAGACUCGUCUAAUAGACGGCGUUUAUAGCCAAGCAAAAAAAUUAAUAAGGUCUGGCCCGUGGUGGCCCCUGGCCUGCAGGGAGAGACGGAGCCAACUUCGAUCCGCGUAUCGCCGAUAUCAGCGCCCAAGCACCUCUACAGGUUCUUUCGCUCUCUCUCUCUCUCUCUCUCUCUCUCUCUUUUUCUCUCCCUCUCGCAGACUCGCUCCUCCACUGUAACAGCGAGCAUCGACUUCGUCCGCGAGUCCAAGCACGGGACGUUCGGAUUUGCUCGUCAGUGGGCCAUCCUAUAUACAUUUAGAAUUCUCGCGUACAUGUAUAAUCCCCGUUACAUAGAGUUCGGAGCUCUUUGGCGGUGCGACGCGUGCAAUUAGCGCGCGAGGCGAAAAGAAAAGAAAGAGACUGUCUUGUGCCGCGCUCGGGCGAUCUCAGUGCUUUGGUGUAUGCGCCCGAAUGCCAAAAUCAGCAUUGGCAGCAGCAGCCGUGUCUCUGGCGUGACAUCGCGGCUAGGAGCAACAGUAAGUGUUGUCGUUGCCACGGAGGUGAUGUGCGCGACGACCUGCAGCAGUUCCAAGCCAGUGAAAAGCGUCGGAGAGCAGCAGCAGCAGUCAGCAGCAGCAGGGCCGAAGGCAGAUUCGUCAUCCGGCUACUCGAGUACGAUUCGGAGUCGUGUGCCGCCGCCGCCGCCACCACCACCGCUGCCGCAUCAACAGCAGCAGCAGCAGCAGCAGCGCUGCCACCGCAUCGUCGUCGACUACGUCCACCGCUGCUACUCCGCCUCGUAUUAGUUGACUGGCGCGGCUAUUCGGCUGUGCCACGACACAUCGCUGCGUGCUAAGCUGCUGCGGUGCUGUGUGCGUGUGUGUGUGUGUGUAUGUGUGUGAGCUCUCUGGGCCGGCAGCGAGCGAGCCUCCUCGAUCUCGCGCACGCAAAUUCUACAUCUGCCAUACGAUACAUUACAAUACGGCAUUAUUAUCGUAUGGGUACGAGCGUAGGCUUGUGCAGUAGCAGCAGCAGCAGCAGCAGCAGUAACAACGACAGCAGCAGUAGGGCCUUUGGUGCUGCUGCGUACAUUAUAUUAGCCGCCGCUGCUCGACUCGACUCGGCUCAGCGGUUCCCCCCUUCCCCAGUGCCCCCCGCUCUCCCUGCGCCUGCCUCCGUUGCUGCUGCUCGUGCCUGCGUGCGUGCAUCUUGAUGUGUGCGUGUGUGCCUUUGGCAUGCGAAUACGUGUUUAACGUGCGACGACACGGUGUUGUGCGAGAGUGCAAGAAGUAGACGACGUCCUCGUCCUCGUCGUCGAAGCAGCAAUUGUUGUGUGCUGCCCGCCACUCUUUAUACUAAACGGGCGCGCAGACACAGUGCCGAGAGAUAAGAGAAGCACGACCGACUGAGAGAGAGAGUGAGAUGUACGCGUAUAGCAGCACAUGCCCAAUCGUCUGACCGAUGCGUCGUGCGUGUCUGUGUCUGCCUGCGCAACUCUGUCUUGGUGUAAUAGACGUCGGUCGGCCGUACUCGUCGUCGUUCGUAGGAGUAUAGUAGUGUGCUACGAAUGCAUUUUCGACGGCUCCGCUUCCACUGCUAGUGUUACUAAAUACGACGGGCCCCGCAGUGCUGCAGCUCGAACGAGCGCUAUACAUCGCUCGGAUCAGUAGCCAGACGUGUGCCCGAGCACACGCAGCGUUUCGGAGCAGCUCGACGCCGCCGCCAAGACAAUCGGUGGGACCAGUGUAGGCGACCCCGCGCGCGCCACGGUGUGAAGUGCAGUGUAUACAGCCGCCCCCGAACAAAGCGAGGAGAGGCCGCGCAAGGAUAUAGUCGCGGAAAAAGCGCCGCGACACAUGCGGGCGCGCCCGACACCGACGGUCGACGCCAACUUGCAAGGCCCCGUGCAUCAGCAGCAACAACCUCGGAGCUGCUCGUCGUCCAACUAGCAUCCGAGAGCAGAGAGAGAGAGAGAGAGUUACACUGUGCGUUAUUUUUCCAGUGCAUGUGUCCUCGUGUUCGUGUGCAUUCGUGUUAAACAGUUUCACUGACUGUGCGUGUCUGUGUGCGUGCGUGUGUGCGUUCAUACAAAAAGGUAGCAGCUAUUCCCGUGCAAUAUAUACGCAUCAUCUCUCACGCGUACAUAUCUCUCUGUAUAUGUGCAUGUGAGAAUACAUACAUGGACACGUAUACACACACGCAGAACUGCACGCAUGUGUGCAUUUGGCUGUGCGCGUUAUAUACCAGUAUAAUAUCGUGGCGGCGACGGUGACUGCGUGCGUGUGUGAGUGAGAACUCGGUGACACUCGUCAACUGGUGGAAAACAAUGCGAGGUGCGCGACGACGACGCCGAAAUCUGGCCGUCCUGUACCGCUCAUGCUCCAUGAGCUCGCAGCACCCUGCUACCGCUGCUUCGUUCGAGUAGUCUAGUUGCAACAACCUACUCGUGCAAGUGUGUGUGCCUGUGUGUGCGUGUGUGCGAGAGGGAGCGCGAGAUAUUAUAACACCGCUGCUCUGCUGUGUCUCCUGCACUGGCAAGAAGAAAGAUAAUCGACUGCCGAGUUCUACUAGACGUACGUGCCACCGCCCGGGGCCAAUAGCUCCGUGCUUCAACGCGAGAGUGAAUGGUAGGCUUUUAUUCAAACAAAGUCCUAAAAUCCAACUGGAAAGCUGGAGAAAGACGAGAUAGAUUCCGAAGGAGAGGAGAUGUCAGCUGGCUCCCAAGGCGAGAUAAGGGUUGGACCAUCACACCAGGCCCUAUUGCCCGAGUACCGACCAGGUAUUCCUCCUGGUGAACUUACUCCUGAUCCGGAAUUCUCCAAAGAGAGAGAAGAAUUAAGAUGGGUUCCAGCAAUGACACUAGAUAUAGACCUCCUGAUGUACUUGAGAGCAGCGAGGUCAGUUGCUGCUUUUGCCGGUAUGUGUGAUGGUGGAUCGCCUGAAGGUUGUGUAGCUGCAUCACAAGACGAUACAACCAUUAAUGCACUUGAUACAUUGCAUGAUUCUGGAUAUGAUGCUGGAAAAGCCUUACAAGCUCUGUACAAAUGUGCUGUACCCAAAAAUAUUGAAAAAAAGUGGAGCGACGAAGAAACUAAACGUUUUGUCAAAGGAUUACGACAGUUUGGAAAAAACUUUACUCGUAUUAGGAAAGAUUUAUUACCUCAUAAAGAUACUCCCGAAUUGGUCGAAUAUUAUUACCUGUGGAAGAAGACACCAGGAGCAAAUAAUAAUCGACCACAUAGACGAAGGAGGCAAAGCUCUCUUCGUCGAAUUCGUAAUACACGAAAUUCAAGAGCUGGUACUCCAAAGGAAGAAGCAGCUGGAGCAGCCGCUGCGGCUAAUUCAGCGAGCAACUCCGACGGCCAAGCCAGCACGGCAACGAAUUCUAAGGAGACUAGUGCUGCUGUAGCCUCAGUCACAACGGAGCACGAAACGAACAGCAACGGCGGCGGGCCGCUCGCCGGCAGCGCUUCUGCCGCCUCCACAGCUGCAUCAUUGACUGCUACCAUCACGACUGCCACGAGCACGAACAAUUCGCAGCCGACUCAGGCAGCGACCAAUAGUAACAUAAAUGCUGCUACCGGCGGUGAAGUGAGCUCUGUCACGGAAGAUGACAAUUCCGAGGAAGACAGUGACUCUCGUGAUACCAAUACCAACGGUGUUCCCCAUACCUGUCAGCACUGUUUCUCCAAUGGCUCGAAAGACUAUCAAGUCACGGGCAAGGACAGAUUGCUGCUCUGUGCGGAAUGCCGGGCGCACUUGAAAAAGAACGGUGAACUGCCACCUGCGCCGUCGUAUCUCUUCCGACCAGUGCCGGUCGAGUCUCCAGAUAGUCCUGGAAGAAUGCGAACGCGUAACAAAGCUAAAGAAAAUCCAAGGCACUCUAGGCCUCGUCGCACUGGUGGCACAGAUACUCCUGAUCAAGAAAAACAACAACAGUCGCAAUCUCAAGCUCAGGUUAAUGAUAAGUCGAAAAAAUCAAAGUCUUCCUCCAAAGCGGAAACACCGAAAAAGACUCAGAAGCGAGGAAACUCUGACGAAGUUGAAGACGAGAAAGAUACACCUAAGCGCAAACGAGGAGGUGACCGUACAGAUAGUCCUUCAGAGUCACUUACGACUGACAGUAAUUCACUGAUGGAUGAACCAGAGCGUGAAGCUGAUAGUGAUGCAAUGGAUGCUAGUAGUAAUGCCAAUAUCAUCAUAGCCCCGGUAUCGACGGUCACGAGCUCCGCCACUAUCACUGCCGCUGCAUCGACCAGCAGUACAAGUGUGUUAAGUAAUGUGGAGCACAUACCUAUAAGCCCGCCUACACCACCAGAAGAGCCUUCCGGUCCACCAACGCCUGGUAUUACUCCAAUCACACCACCACAGAUUGCAACCACAAUGCAGUCACAGGCACCUACGGUUACACAAUCUCAGCCUCUAAUUCAAAGUUUACCGAUUUCGGUACCGGUCAUACAUGCUCGAGAGGUCUGUAUCGAAAAGAAGCCAAGAAUAGACGAGCCAGUUGACAUGAAAGAACACAUUGAAGAUAUGCCAAUGUCACUUAAUCAGCCAAUCAAACUUGAACCAGUGCCCCUCAAACUCGAGCCACUGCCAAUAAAGCUUGAGCCCAUGCCUAUAAAACUUGAGCCUAUGCAGGUGCCCAUUCCGUUGGCUAUGCCUGUUCCUCAUGAUCGAACGGUGUCCCCGCCUAGCAUAAAAGAUGAACCCUUGGAAGCUUCUGACAAACCACCUCCUACGCAGCAGCCUCAAGUUACGUUGCCCCCACCAACGACACAGUCGCAAUUGACAUUAGCACCACUGCCUUCCGGUCCACCGCCCCCACCACAGCCACAACUUGCACACAGCACAUCGCAACCAACUUUAACAGUGGCCGACUUGAGUCAAAGUGGACCAAGAAAUCUCUCGCAUUCUUUGAGCAGUCCAAUGAUUUCUAGCGGCCCAAUGCCGACAAAUAUGCCUCCAAUGCCACCAACGGCUGCAGCCAUCGUUUCGGGUCCAGCGCAAGUUGCCUUGUCCCUUUCGACCAAUGUGGGAGCACAAGUGCAUCCAUUGAACAUGCAGUAUGGCGGUCCACCGUCAAUCGUUACUGCCACUCAAAGCGUGCCUCAAAAUUUGUCGGCUACUGGUAUCCAAAUACCACCAGGAUUGCAAGUGCCACCCCCGCCAAGUUUGUUACAGCCUCAGACACAUCCUGAAAAUAUGUCAACAAGUGCUCCACCGACAAUUACGUCAAGCUUGGGUUUGCCACCUUUGCCUGGACCAUUAAACCUCAAUCUUUCACAAAACUUGUCAACGAGUGGCUUGCCUCCUCCACCUCUACCACCAUUAGCAGGAUCCCCACAACCUCUGGGUCUGACAGUCAUGCAAAGCGAGAGUAGGGGUCCUCCUGAACGCAUGAUGCCAGAUGAAAGACUUGCGCCUGAACGGAUUCGGGAUAGUAGGCCUUUUGAUCGGCUACCCACUGAAAGAGGACUUGAAAGGAUGUCACAUGAGAGAAUACCUCCACCUCACCAAGACAGAAUGUCCGAUCGAUUAGCUUCUGAACGUGCAUCAGGAACAACAGAAAGAAUAGAUGACAGAAGGGACGACAGAGAUCACGAACCACCUCCGCCACUGCCUCAAAGCCGACCGGAGCCUUUGAAUUUGUUCCAACCUAUUCAACCGCCUCCACCACAAAUGCUCCCCACGGAUCGUCCUGGGCCACUUUAUGGAUUAUCUAGAACACCUCCUAUGGAGCCACAAAAUCUUAAAAUUAAACAAGAAAUAUUACCACCGGAACCUGAUCCAUUACAAAGCUUGAAAGAGGUCAAGGUACCGGGAUUCCAAAGCGCAAGUUUUCCUGGUCCAAGUUUGGACAAUAUAAAGAAAGAACCAGAGGGUUCGUCGUCGAGCACGAGUUCAGCUCUAAAACCGUCUACGCCCAGUAAACAUGCGUCUUCGUCUUCUUCAUCUGUUACCCCGAGUUCACACAUGGGCCCAUUGCAAUCUGUCGUAGCGUCGCCGCAACCCGGAUUACCUCCGGCGCCAACAUCGAUCCCUCAACCGGUUAUGCACCCGGUGCAGCAGACGAGUCCACACAUGGCGCACCCGGCGUUCCAUUCGCAUCCAGCGUUAAUGCAUCCCUCGCUAUUCGCAGCUAUGCACCCGUAUCAUCCCCAUGCGUAUCCGGGAUAUCCAGCCGUACCGGGCUAUCCAGCGUUCCCUGGUUAUCCUUACGGACCGUUGCCUCAUGCUAUUCCACCGCCAUCCCCUCAACGCAGUGAAGCCACGACAAUGAUGACGGCUCAUCAUUCAAGCACGACGUCGAGCGUCUCGACGCGUGAAGAAGGCGAGAAUCUGAUAGCCACUCAUCAUCAUCAUUCAUCGAUGCAUCAAGCAACAACGCUGCAUCACGAAAAGAUGCUCACAAUUUCGUCUCACUCUUCGCAUUCACAUAGUCAUUCGUCUUCGUCGACGAGCCACGGUAGUAGCAAUCAGCGCAGCAGCAGUUCCAAUAAGCCGAUGGUGUCUUCGGCAUCGUGUAUGUCGACUUCGAGUUCGCUACAUUCGCAUCAUCAUCGACCAGUUAUAUCUCAUCCACCGGUGACAUUAAUGCCACCGCUACCCGAGCCUAAAAUCGAACCUGAUCUCAUGGAGCCCGAACCGGAGGAACCACCGAGUCCGCGGACGGGCCCGUCGCCCGAACCGCGUAUCGAAGACUCCGAGUGCCAUCGCUCGCAGUCCGCGAUCUUCUUGCGGCAUUGGAAUCGUGGAGAAAAUAACUCUUGUACGCGUACUGAUCUCACUUUUAAGCCUGUACCAGACUCUAAGCUAGCUCGCAAACGUGAAGAGCGUUCUCGUAAACAAGCCGAACGAGAACGUGAAGAACGCGACCGAGCGCAUCAACAGCAGCAGCAAGCACAACAACAACAGCAACAACAGCAGCAGCAACAGCAGCAGCAACAGCAACAACAACAACAGCAGCAACAACAGCAGCAACAGCAACAGCAACAAGCUCGAAAGAUGGCUACACCAGAAAAGCAAGGCGCUGGCGGUGCUGAUGGUUGUAAGCCUCCUAGUAGAGGACCUCUUGAACCUGUGGCUUCACCAUAUGAUCGAUAUGCCGCUCGACCCGGUGCUUAUCCAGACACGCCUGCGUUGAGACAGCUUUCUGAGUAUGCAAGGCCACAUGCAGGGUUUUCUCCGGCUAGGCAUCCUGGCUCUCAAGACGCUGCCAUGCUACAUUAUAUGUACGGUCCUACGCGAGAACGGAUUGAACUUGAACACUUAGAACGUGAAAAACGUGAACGCGAGAUUCGAGAACUCAGAGAAAGAGAGCUCAAUGACAGACUUAAGUAUCAAAAGUUUCCAUUUGGUAGCGUAUUUCCAACUGAGGAAUUAUUGAAAGGAGCUCCUCGAACAAUGGCUACAACAGUAGAUCCUCACUGGUUGGAAAUUCAUAGGCGAUAUGCUGCCGGUGGUUUAGCCCACCCUGGUGCCCCAGGUCCACAUCAGUUUGGUCUUUAUGCAGUACCACCUGGACCCAGCCAAAUGGAUCGAGAACGUCUUGAGAGGCUGGCGAUGAUGUCGAAUUUAGGCUUAGCUGCCGCGGCAGGAGCAGCUAACGCAGCGUCGGCCGCUGGAGCGGCAGCUGCGACGACCCACCCGGCGAACCAUCCCCACGGAUCCCUGGACGAAAGACUUGCGCUGAGUGCCGAUCCAAUGAUGCGAUUGCAAAUGGCAGGCAUUCCACCGGAGUAUCAUGCGCACACGCACGCGCACACACAUGCCCAUACUCAUCUCCAUCUGCAUCCUGGACAGCAGCAAGCUGCUGCUCAACAGCAAGCCGCCGCGGCUCAACAGCAGCAACAGCAGCAGCAACAACAGCAAGAAGCUGCCGCUGCUGCUGCUGGCUUCCCUCUGCCUGCGGCAAGCAGUAAUUAUCCACGACCUGGUCUUAUUGGACGAGAGUCCACGUUGGCUCUGCAUCCAACGGAGCUUAUUGGCAGACCUUACGCAGACAUGGCAGCAGCACACCACGAGCAAUUGCAGCGUCACCUAAUGCUCGAGCGUGACCGGUUUCAAACUCACCCAUCGAUUGUUGCACAUCACGAAGAAUAUAUAAGGCAGCAACAACGUGAACGUGAGCUCAAAGUUCGUGCAAUGGAAGAAGCCUCGCGUGGAUCACGCCCUUAAAGGGAAGAUCGAAUAAACGCAACAACACAAUCAUCUCGUUGCUUAUGUACCUAACUGUUGAAGCAAAGAUGAAACGAUUAGAAAAAUAGGUAUUAUAAGUAAAGUUAUUACGAAAACUCGUAUAAUGAAGUAAAGAGCGAAAAUUCGCUUAGAACUAUUAUUUGUUAUAAGUGUGUAUGCGAAUUUUUCGUAUCGUACAUAUAUUAUAUGUACCAGAAAAUCAAUUAUAAUGUCGAAAAAAGGAGAGCAAUGCAAAUCAAAUUCUAUUCAGUAUUUUAAAAACAACCGUAAAUAACAUUCUCUCUCCAUUUUUCUCGAAAUCUUGUGAAUCGUCUUUCGAUUUUUAAAAAAUGCCUCGUGUCAUGAAUAAUGAUAAUUGAUUAGUUUUAUACGUUGGCUAAACUUUACGUUUCCUCAAAGUUGCAUAACUGAUCGUAAAAAUGGAACAUUAGAUAUAUGCAUAUAAAUAAAGGAAUUCUUUAAUUCUCCAAAAAAUAAUAAAGCGAUUACGGUCGUAUGUAACAUGUUGAUGUAAAUACAAUAAACACGCAGCAAUUAUAUAUAUACAUAUUAAUAUAGAUAUAUUUACAAACAGCUAGCAUAGUCUAGCUUCUCUGAAUAUAGCGAUCAAUUUUUACAAGAAGCACUAAGCGAUAUGUAUAUUAUUUUUUAUUUUAUGCGCGACUAAGGUUGACGCGCCUCAACUGGUGGCAAUUUCUCUUGUGCUACAAUCUCUUUUUAUCCUGACGAAUUUUUAUUAGUUUUUCUGUGUUUGAACGAAAGAGAAUAAUUUAACUUGUAUAAUUGCCGUUUCAGGCAUUAUCUGAUGUUAACACAAUGGCAGUUUAAGUAUGUCUGUACUAUGUACAAACUAACACCAGUUUUUACUAUUUUGUGUGAAAUUAUUGUUUUUUUUUAAUAACUUGGUACUAUAGUUUCUUUUUAAAUAUCAAAAAAUAUAUUUGACGAUCAAUUCAAUUAUAUAUUGAUUUUUUAAAUAUUUAAGAACGAAAUCUCAUUACUUAAUCAAGUAAGCUAAGUUUGAGUAUUUGGUGAUGCAUUUGCAUAAUAAGAAUGUAUAUUUAAAAAAUGAAAAACGAAUGAUGAAACAUAGUGUACAAUUUGAUGUAAACUCAUAAUUAACAAGUUUAAAGUUGAUUACGCUUAUGUUAUCAUAGAUCACUGAAAAAAUUUGGAAUACUAACUUUUCCAACUUGUGACUGGUUGAUAAAAUAUUUGUAAACAAUGCUACAAAAUGACCAAAGUAUAAACAUUUGUAGAAAUGAAGCGUUAUCAACAAGCAUACGUUUUGGAGUAUUUCUUAACGUGCCGCAGAUUGCGAUCGCGCCUUUGCGUGUCAGCAACAUAUACAAUAUUCUCUAAAAUGUUGAAACACUUUUUAGAUAAUAUUUAUAAAAGCAUGGACUGUGCUAUAUCAUGAAAUAUUCUUUCUGCUAUGGACUAGGAACAAUAUUUUUCUGAUCAGCACACGUGCAGGUUCUGUUUUCCACGAAAAUAAACGAUUUGCUUGUAUCUUUUUAAUUGAAGUUGAAAAAAUCGUGACUAUGUCAAAGAAAGAGGCAUGUAAAUUUUAAGCUUAGUUGAAUGAAGAAUCUAAAUUAAUCAAAGUAUGUAAGAAUGAAGAAUGUACUAAUAAAAAUGUAAUAAUGAUCAAUUAUAAUGAUUGACUCAGUAACGUAAUGAUGAUGUAACUUAUUCGCGACACCUUUAAUUGAUAUUUCUUAUAAUUAUAGUCAGGCCAUAUUGAGAAAAGAAAAUGCGAAAACCUUUUGCAAGGUUUCACUUUUUAUUCCUUGAAUACCGACCUUCGCCCCCCCCUACCCCCGAGACAUGCUGAUACUUAAUCUAUACAGUAUUUGAUGAUUUAUUAUUACACUGAAAGAUAUUAUAGGCAGAGUGAAUUACUUUGUAUUUUAAAAUAAACAUUUUAAGAAGAAA